Molecule: messenger RNA, 7743 nt
Organism: Lepus europaeus (European hare)
Lineage: Eukaryota; Metazoa; Chordata; Mammalia; Lagomorpha; Leporidae
Gene: CEP290
Product: centrosomal protein 290
Exons: 54
Coding region: 233-7738 (2501 amino acids)
Biological process (GO): camera-type eye development; kidney development
Source: RefSeq, a predicted model, not a curated record
GUCGCCUAGUAGCCGACGCCGCCUUUGCCUGCUGGGAGCUAGUUGGCGGGACUCAGAGUUCGCGUGGAACCGCGCUAGGCAGCGAUCGGGAGCCCGGGAGGGGUUCCGCUAGGUGGUUCGAUAGAUGAGGGACCACCGCGGGCUGUCAGGAUUGGUCUAGGUGGAUGGAUCAUUGCAGACGGAACAGCGUCUCUUCACUAGCAGAAGGUGGAACACAGUGAAAGAAUUCAAGAUGCCACCUAAUAUAAACUGGAAAGAAAUAAUGAAAGUUGACCCAGAUGACCUGCCUCGGCAAGAAGAACUGGCAGAUAAUUUAUUGGUUUCCUUGUCCAAGGUGGAAGUAAAUGAGCUAAGAAAUGAAAGUCAAGAAAAUGUGGUUCACCUUUUCAGGAUUACUCAGUCACUAAUGAAGAUGAAAGCUCAGGAAGUAGAGCUAGCUUUGGAAGAAGUUGAAAAAGCUGGAGAAGAACAAGCAAAAUUUGAAAAUCAAUUAAAAACUAAAGUAAUGAAACUGGAAAAUGAAUUGGAGAUGGCUCAGCAGUCUGCUGGUGGACGGGACACUCGGUUUUUACGUGAUGAAAUUCGCCAACUUGAAAAGCAGUUGGAACAAAAAGACAGAGAAUUAGAGGAUAUGGAGAAAGAGUUGGAGAAAGAGAAGAAAGUCAAUGAACAAUUGGCUCUUCGCAAUGAGGAGGCAGAAAAUGAAAACAGCAAAUUAAGAAGAGAGAAUGAACAGCUGCGUCAGGAUAUUAUCGACUACCAGAAACAAAUAGAUUCACAAAAAGAAACACUUUUAUCAAGAAGAGGAGAAGAUAGUGAUUAUCGAUCCCAGUUGUCUAAAAAGAACUAUGAACUUGUCCAGUAUCUGGAUGAAAUUCAGACUUUAACAGAAGCUAAUGAGAAAAUUGAAGUUCAGAAUGAAGAAAUGAGAAAAAAUCUAGAAGAGUCUGUACAGGAAAUGGAGAAGAUGACUGAUGAAUAUAAUAGGAUGAAAUCCAUUGUGCAUCAGACAGAUACUAUAAUGGACCAGUUAAAAAAAGAAAAUGAACAUUAUCGACUUCAAGUGCAAGAGCUUACAGAUCUUCUGAAAGCAAAAAAUGAAGAAGAUGAUCCAAUCAUGAUAGCUGUCAAUGCAAAAGUAGAAGAAUGGAAGUCAAUUUUAUCUUCUAAAGAUGAUGAGAUUAUUGAAUAUCAGCAAAUGUUACAUAAUCUCAGGGAGAAACUUAAAAAUGCCCAGCUUGAUGCUGAUAAAAGUAAUGUUAUGGCUCUACAACAGGGUAUUCAGGAACGAGAUAGUCAAAUUAAGAUGCUAACUGAACAAGUAGAGCAAUAUACGAAAGAAAUGGAAAAAAAUACUUUUAUCAUUGAAGAUUUGAAAAAUGAACUCCAAAGAAACAAAGGUGCUUCUACCCUUUCUCAACAGACUCAUUAUAUGAAAAUUCAGUCAAAGCUACAAAUUUUAGAAGAGAAAACUAAAGAGGCUGAGAGAACAGCUGAGCUGGCUGAAGCUGAUGCUAGGGAAAAGGAUAAAGAAUUAGUUGAGGCUCUGAAGCGGUUAAAAGAUUAUGAAUCGGGUGUAUAUGGUUUAGAAGAUGCUGUUGUUGAGAUAAAGAAUUGUAAAAACCAAAUUAAAAUAAGAGAUCGAGAGAUUGAAGAAUUGACAAAGGAAAUCAAUAAACUUGAAUUGAAGAUCAAUGAUUUCCUGGAUGAAAAUGAGGCACUUAGAGAACGUGUGGGCCUUGAAUCAAAGACAAUGAUUGAUUUAACCGAAUUUAGAAACAGCAAACGAUUGAAACAGCAGCAAUACAGAGCUGAAAACCAAAUUCUUUUGAAAGAGAUUGAAAGUCUAGAGGAAGAACGACUUGAUUUGAAAAGAAAAAUUCGUCAAAUGGCUCAAGAAAGAGGAAAAAGAAGUGCAACUUCAGGAUUAACCACUGAGGACCUGAACCUAUCUGAAAACUUUCCCCAAGAAUACAGAAUAGAAGAAAGAAAACUGGAUUUCAUGAGCCUCAAAAGUAUGAGUGAAACACAAUCAAAGAAUGAAGCCAUAGCACAGGAUUUAUUAAUCAAAGAAGCAGAGAGUAGAAAUGCAGAAAUAGAGCUUGAACGUCAUAGAAGCCAGGCAGAACAGAAUGAAUUUCUUUCAAGAGAACUAAUUGAAAAGGAAAGAGAUUUGGAAAGAUGUAGGACAGUAAUAGCCAAAUUUCAGAAUAAAUUGAAAGAAUUACUUGAAGAGAAUAAGCAACUUGAAGAAGGUAUGAAAGAAAUAUUGCAAGCAAUUAAGGAAAUACAGAAAGAUCCUGAUGUUAAAGGUGGAGAAACAUCUUUAAUUAUCCCUAGUCUGGAAAGACUAGUUAAUGCUAUUGAAUCAAAGAAUGCAGAAGGAAUCUUUGAUGCCAGUUUGCAUUUGAAAGCUCAAGUUGAUCAACUUACUGGAAGGAAUGAAGAGUUAAGACAAGAACUCAGGGAAUCCCGGAAGGAGGCUAUAAAUUAUUCCCAACAGUUGGCAAAAGCCAAUUUAAAGAUAGAUCAUCUUGAAAAAGAAACCAGUCUUUUACGAAAAUCAGAAGGAUCCAAUGUGGUUUUUAAAGGAAUAGACUUACCUGAUGGGAUAGCACCAUCUAGUGCCAAUAUUAUUAAUUCUCAGAAUGAAUAUUUAAUACAUCUUUUACAGGAACUGGAGAAUAAGGAAUGUAAGUUGAAGAAUUUAGAAGAUUCUCUUGAAGACUAUAACAGAAAAUUUGCAGUAAUUCGUCAUCAACAAAGCUUAUUAUAUAAAGAAUAUCUAAGUGAAAAGGAGACCUGGAAAACAGAAACUGAAGCAAUUAAAGAGGAAAAGAGAAAACUCGAGGAUCAAAUCCAACAAGAUGCUAUAAAAGUAAAAGAAUAUAAUAAUUUGCUCAGUGCUCUUCAAAUGGAUUCAGAUGAAAUGAAGAAAACACUUUCAGAAAAUAGUAGAAGAAUCACUGUCUUGCAAGUAAAUGAAAAGUCACUCAUAAGGCAGUAUACAACCUUAGUAGAAAUGGAACGACAACUUAGAAAAGAAAAUGGCAAACAGAAGAAUGAAUUGAUGUCAAUGGAGGCUGAAGUUUGUGAAAAAAUUGGAUGUUUGCAAAGAUUUAAGGAAAUGGCCAUUUUCAAGAUUGCAGCUCUCCAAAAAGUUAUAGACAACAGUGUUUCUUUAUCUGAACUAGAAUUGGCCAAUAAACAAUACAAUGAACUGACUGCUAAGUACAGGGACAUCUUACAAAAGGAUAAUAUGCUCGUUCAAAGAACAAAUAACUUGGAACACCUAGAGUGUGAAAAUGCAUCUUUAAAAGAACAAAUGGAGUCUCUAAAUAAAGAACUGGAGAUUACCAAGGAAAAACUUCACACUAUUGAACAAGCCUGGGAACAAGAAACUAAAUUAAGAAAUGAAUCUAACAUGGACAAAGCAAAAAAAUCAAUAACCAACAGUGAAAUUGUUUCUAUUUCAAAAAAAAUCACUAUGUUGGAGAUGAAGGAGUUAAAUGAGAGGCAGCGGGCUGAACAUUGUCAAAAAAUGUAUGAACACUUAAGGACUUCAUUGAAACAAAUGGAAGAACGUAAUUUUGAAUUGGAAACCAAAUUUUCUGAGCUUACCAAAAUCAACUUAGAUGCACAGAAGGUGGAACAGAUGUUAAGAGAUGAAUUAGCUGACAGUGUGAGCAAGGCAGUAAGUGAUGCUGAUAGACAACGGAUUCUAGAGUUAGAGAAGAACGAAAUGGAACUAAAAGUUGAAGUGUCAAAAUUAAGAGAGAUUUCUGAUAUUGCCAAAAGGCAAGUUGAAAUUCUGAAUAUACAACAACAGUCCAGGGAAAAGGAAGUGGAUUCUCUCAGAAUGCAACUAGUAGACUAUCAGGCACAAUCUGAUGAAAAAGCACUAAUUGCCAAGUUGCACCAAAGUAUUGUUUCUCUUCAAAUUAGUGAGGCUACUGCUCUUGGUAAGUUGGAGUCAGUUACAUCUAAAUUGCAGAAGAUGCAGGCCUACAAUUUGCGGUUGGAGCAGAAACUUGAUGAAAAAGAACAGGCUCUCUAUUAUGCCCGUUUGGAGGGGAGAAACAGAGCAAAACAUCUGCGCCAAACUAUUCAGUCCCUGCGACGCCAGUUUAGUGGAGCUUUACCAUUGGCACAACAGGAAAAGUUCUCUAAAACAAUGAUUCAACUACAAAAUGACAAACUUAAGAUAAUGCAAGAGAUGAAGAAUUCUCAACAAGAACGUAGAAAUAUGGAGAACAAAACACUGGAGAUGGAAUUAAAGUUAAAGGGUCUAGAAGAAUUAAUAAGCACGUUAAAGGAUGCCAGGGGAGCCCAAAAGGUAAUUAAUUGGCAUAUGAAAAUAGAAGAACUUCGUCUUCAAGAACUUAAGCUAAAUCGAGAAUUAGUCAAGGAUAAAGAAGAAAUAAAAUACUUGAAUAAUAUAAUAUCUGAAUACGAACAAACAAUCAGCAGUUUGGAGGAAGAAAUCGUGCAGCAGAACAAGUUUCAUGAAGAAAGACAAAUGGCCUGGGAUCAAAGAGAAGUUGAACUGGAACGUCAAUUAGACAUUUUUGACCAUCAGCAAAAUGAAAUACUCAAUGCAGCACAAAAGUUUGAAGCAGCUACAGGAUCAAUGCCAGACCCCAGUUUGCCCCUUCCAAAUCAAUUGGAGAUUGCUCUAAGAAAAAUUAAGGAGAAUGUUCGGAUAAUUCUAGAAACACAGGCAACAUGCAAAUCACUAGAAGAGAAGCUUAAAGAAAAAGAAUCUGCUUUACGGUUAGCAGAGCAAAAUAUUCUGUCAAGAGAUAAAGUAAUCAAUGAACUGAGGCUUCGAUUGCCUGCUACUGCAGAACGAGAAAAACUUAUUGCUGAGCUAAGCAGAAAAGAGGUGGAACCAAAAUCUCAUUACACAUUGAAAAUUGCACACCAAACCAUUGCAAACAUGCAAGCAAGGUUAAAUCAAAAGGAGGAAGUAUUAAAGAAAUACCAACAUCUUCUAGAAAAAGCCAGAGAGGAGCAAAGAGAACUUGUUAAGAAACAUGAGGAAGAUCUUCAUAUUCUUCAUCAUAAACUAGAAGUACAGGCUGAUAGUUCCCUCAAUAAAUUCAAACAAACAGCUUGGGAUUUAAUAAAGCAAUCUCCUACUCCAGUUCCUACCAAGAACCACUUUAUUCGUCUGGCUGAGAUGGAACAGACAGUAGCAGAACAAGAUGAUUCACUGUCUUCACUUUUGGCCAAACUAAAAAAAGUAUCACAAGAGUUAGAGAGACAAAGAGAAAUAACUGAAUUAAAAAUCAAAGAAUUUGAAAAUAUCAAAUUACAGCUUCAAGAAAACCAUGCAGAUGAAGUGAAAAAAGUGAAAGCAGAAGUAGAGGAUUUAAGGUGUCUCCUGGCCAAGUCACAAAAGGAGUCACAGAGUUUAAAGUCUGAACUUCAAGCUCAAAAGGAAGCAAAUUCAAGAGCUCCAACAACUACAAUGAGAAAUCUAGUAGAACGACUAAAGAGCCAACUAGAUUUGAAAGAGAAACAACAAAAAGCACUUAGUCGAGCUCUUUUAGAACUCCGGGCAGAAAUGACAGCAGCAGCUGAAGAACGUAUCAUUUCUAUAACUUCUCAGAAAGAGGCAAACCUCAAUGUUCAACAAGUUGUUGAUCGGCAGACCAGAGAGCUAAAGUCACAAAUUGAAGAUUUAAAUGAAAAUCUUUCAAAGUUGAAAGAAGCUCUUAAAACAAGUAAAAACAGAGAAAAUUCACUAACUGAUAAUUUGAAUGAUUUAAACAAUGAACUGCAAAAAAAACAAAAAGCCUAUAAUAAAAUACUUAGAGAGAAAGAUGAAAUGGAUCAAGAGAAUGGUGAACUCAAAAGGCAAAUUAAAAGAUUAACCAGUGGAUUACAGAGCAAGGCCCUGAUAGAUAAUAAACAAAGUUUAAUUGAAGAACUUCAAAAGAAAGUUAAAAAACUAGAAAGCCAACUGGAAAAAAAGGUAGAUGAAGUAGAAAUAAAACCUAUGAAAGAAAAGAGUGCUAAAGAAGAAUUGAUUAGGUGGGAAGAAGGUAAAAAAUGGCAAACCAAAAUUGAGGGAAUUCGAAACAAGUUAAAAGAGAAAGAGGGGGAAGUCUGUACUCUAACAAAGCAGUUAAACACUUUAAAGGAUCUUUUUGCCAAAGCUGAUAAAGAAAAACUUACUUUGCAGAAGAAACUGAAAUCAACUGGUGUAACUGUUGAUCAAGUUAUGGGAAUACGAGCUUUGGAGUCAGAAAAAGAACUGGAGGAAUUAAGAAAGAGAAAUCUUGACUUAGAAAAUGACAUAUUGCAUAUAAGGACACAGCAAGCUCUUCCUCGAGAUUCUGUUAUAGAAGAUCUGCGUUUACAAAACAGAUACCUCCAAGAAAAACUUCAUGCUCUAGAAAAGCAGCUUUCAAAGGAUGCAUAUUCUGGGCCUUCAACUUCAGUAGAGUCUGAGCACUCUGAGAGAGAACAGGAGCUUCAGAAGGAAAACUUAAAGUUGUCAACUGAAAAUAUUGAACUGAGAUUUCAGCUUGAACAAGCAAAUAAAGAUUUGCCAAGAUUAAAGAAUCAAGUAAGAGAUUUGAAAGAAAUGUGUGAAUUUCUUAAAAAAGGAAAAAUGGAAGUUGAACGGAAACUUGGCCAUGUUAGAGGGUCUGGAAGAAGUGGAAAGACAAUCCCAGAACUAGAGAAAACCAUUGGUUUAAUGAAAAAAGUAGUUGAAAAAGUCCAAAGAGAAAAUGAACAGUUGAAAAAGGCAUCAGGAAUACUCACAAGUGAAAAAAUGGCAAAUAUUGAGAUGGAAAAUGAAAAAUUGAAGACUGAAUUAGAAAAACUUAAAGCUCACCUUGGGCGUCAGUUGAGUUUGCACUAUGAAUCCAAGACAAAAGGCACAGAGAAAAUUGUUGCUGAAAAUGAAAGGCUUCGUAAAGAACUUAAAAAGGAAACUGAAGCUGCAGAGAAAUUACGGAUAGCCAAGAAUAAUUUAGAGAUUUUAAAUGAGAAGAUGACAGCUCAACUAGAAGAGACUGGAAAGAAAUUACAGUUUGCAGAAAGUAGAGGGCCACAGCUUGAAGGUGCUGACAGGAAGAGCUGGAAAUCAAUUGUCAUUACAAGGAUGUAUGAAACUAAGUUGAAAGAAUUGGAAACUGAUAUUGCCAAAAAAAAUCAAAGUAUUAAUGAUCUUAAGCAACUUGUAAAAGAAGCAACAGAGAGAGAACAGAAAGUUAAGAGAUACACUGAAGAUCUCGAACGACAGAUUGAGAUUCUCAAACAAGUUCCUGAUGGUGUCAUGACAGAGCAAGACCUUAAACGUGAGCUUCAAGUUCUUAGAUUAGCUAAUAGCCAACUGGAUAAAGAAAAAGCAGAAUUAAUCCAACAGAUAGAAGCUAAGGACCAAAGUGGAGCAGAAAGUGCUGUAUCUGAUGCUGAUCAACUAAAGGAAACAGUAAAAGACCUAGAGGUACAGCUUAAAACAGCAAAUCUAGAAAAGCAGCAUUUAAAGGAGGAAAUAAAAAAGCUGAAGAAAGAACUGGAAAAUUUUGAUCCUUCAUUUUUUGAAGAAAUUGAAGAUCUAAAGUAUAAUUACAAGGAAGAAGUGAAAAAAAAUAUUCUCUUAGAAGAAAAGUUAAAAAAACUUUCUGAGCAAUUUGGUGUUGAAUUAACUAGCCCUGUUACUUGUUCUGAACAGUUUGAAAGUGAAGAUGGAAGUCCUGAUAAUUUCCCUAUUUAUUAAGGGCC